GUAAAAUCCAACAUGGCGACGGAAUAGACUAGCAGUAUUAUGGGUUCUAAGAACCUGCUACGCCCAUAAUCAACCGCGAAUUAUGUCUGGAGCUGGCGGCCCUGCCCCUGAUGACGACUCAGACAGGCGGGAGAGCCGCGCAAGCCGCCGGUUCCAGAUUCUGGAAGCCCAAGGACUCAUUGUAGGCAGGACAUUGGGAAAUGGCUCGUACGCUUGUGUGAAAUCCGCCUAUGACGUAAACAAGAAGUGUAAGGUCGCCAUUAAAAUCAUAUCCAAACGAAAAGCACCCGAAGACUACCUUCUGAAGUUUCUUCCGCGGGAAAUUGAAGUCGUCCGGAUAUUACGUCAUCCGAAUCUGAUCAAGUUUCAUCAAGUGAUUGAAACAACUACGCGAUUUUUCCUGGUUAUGGAAAUCUCGGAAAAUGGCGAUCUUCUUGAACACAUCCAGAAUAGGAGAGUGAUUGAUGAAAAACUGGCAGGGAGGUGGAUGAGGAACCUCCUGGACGGGAUAUGUUACAUGCACAGCAAGGGGAUUGUCCACAGGGAUCUCAAGUGUGAGAAUUUGUUGGUCGAUAACAGCUUGGUGCUCAAAGUUACAGAUUUUGGAUUCGCCAAAAAGUUGUUCAAGGUCAAAGGGAAUGAAGUUUCUCUGUGUGAGACGUAUUGUGGCAGCUAUGCUUAUGCACCUCCUGAGAUCCUCAAAGGUCUCCCAUACAAUGCUUAUUGUGCGGAGGUCUGGAGUAUUGGGGUCGUCCUUUUCACAAUGGUAUAUGGUAGAUUGCCAUUCGAUGACUCUGACCACAGGAAACUGCUGAAACAGGUACAGGCGAAGGUCAUGUUCCCCUCCAAGCCAGAUGUGUCCGAGAACUGUAGGAUACUCAUCCUGAAGAUGCUGACCAAGCCCAUCGACCGGAUACCUGUGACUAAUAUCAGGUUUGAUACAUGGUACAAAACCCAGUGUGUACUCCCGGAUGAACCCAAGACAAGCCCCACCAAGGAUACCCAGUUUCUGCCCUCUGCCCCAGAGCUGCCAGAUCAAGAGUCAAGUGGCUCCACUGGAGCAAAUAAUGAGGUCCAGGACAAACCAAGGUCCAAGAGCCCCAUGGUGACCAUGCUACAGGAGGAAGAUGAUACAGUAGCCAAGGUCAAAGCAUUGGGUCAUAUUCUGUCCCAAGAGGAAAAGUUCAGGGAUCCAUUUCCUUGCCGGACAGUCAGUGAUGAGAGUGUUACUUAAUUCCUGUGAAUCAAUCAGGGGGAAAAGUGGGAUGGGUUUGCUUAUGUGGAAAUGGUUGGAAUUAUUUUGGGGGGUUUGGGUCUGGACUGAGCAAUUAGCAUGGGCAAGAAAUGAAGAGAAACCUUGGUCAUACGAGCAGCCUCAUAUAUGUGCAUCCAAAGCCUGCCAAGUUCCUUUCUUUGUUGAGGAUGUAGUUAGAAGUUCACCUUGAUCAGACUAUUUCAAUAGGUAACAUAUUCAGUGUUCAAAAUGGGUCCUCGUCAUGACCCCAAUAUUGGCACUAUUACAGCAACAUCGCGGCAGGGGACACCAAGAAUUCGCUUCACACAGUGUACCCAUGAGGGGAAUCAGCAUGAUGAGUGAACGCUUUAACCACAAGGCUACUCCAUUGCCCCUGUUAAGUGUUAAGGAUUUAGGGGGCUCUUAAUCUACAGAAGCAAGCCUUGAAGACCCCAGAACUCCCCUUAAUUUCAAUUAGCGUGAAUUAAGCAGUGUACAAUAUAGAGUUUGCGACUUAAGCCAAGCCUGAAUCUAGUAAAAUUCUGGUCGGGCUAGUUAGCUCAUCUAAUAAUAGUCCAUGUCAUAUCACUAAAUUCAACAGAAAAUAAUGCUGAGAGCUGUGUUGGGGCUCAUAGUCCCAAAAGUUUUUGGCACAGAGUGCAUGUAUAUUUCUGAUAAAAUCAUAAUUUUCCAGCGUCAAAAUCACAAAAUGUUCAAUUACUGAGGUAAAAGGAUUUUGUUAAUAAAGCCUGACAUUUAGUGUACUAAAUAUGGGACUCCUGAAAUAUUUGUAGUUUCUUGGCGAUUCCAGUGUAGAAUUGUUUCCCACUGACUAAUGCUUGUUGUCUGAAGACUUCAUGGAAUUUGUCUUGGCAUCUUGUUUAGUUGCAUGGCAUCAUACCCCAAUGGCUUGGGAAGUUGAAUAUAGCAAUCAUUGUUUUGGUCCAGACCACAUUCAUACAUGCUGGAACACUGCAAACUGAUGCGUUAAACAACAAAUAGACCAGACAACAACCAAAUCUUGGGUGAUCUCGAAAUUCUAGUCCACUUUUUCAUUGCAAAGUUGUAUUCAUCAUUGACACCAUACAUAAAUAUUUUUGACAGCACAUUUAGUCCUCUAUGUGUUUUAUGUCCAUCAUACCUAAGCUUAAGAGUGAGUAAGUGAGUGAGUGAGUUGGGUUUAAUGCCACUUUGAACAGUAUUCCAGUUACCGUAUUCGACAGGUGACAGACAAUUUUUCAGAUUUGCUGGUUUUAUUGUGCGUUCAAUGGAACCAACAGUGUUAGCUGAGACUUCAAAAGUUAAUAUGUCCAGGCAUCGACUACUCAAUAACACCCAUCAUACUGUUUAGAAACAAUCUGAUUAAAAUUAGAUAUCUUACUUUGAGAUGAUGUCUCUAUGCUCAAGAUCUAAGGUCGUAUCAGAUGAACCCUGAGCUAGCUUUGACCACCCAAUCCGAAUGAAGAAUAUAUGAUUUUUUCAGUCAAUCAUAGGUCUUCAGCAACUCAUGCUUGCCGUAAAAGGUGACUAAGCUUGUCAUAAGGUGACUUAAAGGAUCGGGUGGUCAGGCUCGCUGACUUGGUUGAUGCAUGUCAUCGAUCCGAAUGGCCUGGAUCGAUGCUCAUGAUGUCAAUCACUGGAUUGUCUGGUCCAGACUUGAUUAUUUAUUGCUGAGUGCGGCGUUAAACAACACUCACUCACUCAGACAAUCACAUAUCAGCUUUCUAGGACGUAUUGGCUUCUUUAUUUACCACCUCAAUUUUAUCCUACUCCCUUUCGGGUGUCAAUGCUGCUCAGAAACAACAGGUAUAACAUAUCCAGACCAAUACACUGGUGAAGCAUCUUAGGGGGGGCAAUUGGAGACCCUGAUACUGAAAAGUAUUCAUACAAUGUGAAAUGAUUUCUGGGAUUAUCCUAUUCAUUUAACAAGUAUCCCAUUAUUAAAAUGCCCCAAGACCUACAUAGAGGAUGGCAGUAUAUGAUAAUUGCUAGUGGCAACAAAGAUGAAGCGCUCAUAAAAUCUUGAGCUUUAGAAGUGGCCCACAGCAGCUGAGAGAGAGAGAGAGAGAGAGAGAGAGACUCCUUUAUUGUGAUUGCAUUCAAUUCAAAAGUUCUGGAUAUUCGUGACUGCACUGAUUGUUAUUCCCUGCUGCUGCCAUAUAUUUCACCCAAUGUGUUGUCUUUUAGGAUCGUAAAGCUAAUGCUGUGCCUGUCAAUAUAACUUGUUAAUCAUU
Molecule: messenger RNA, 3468 nt
Organism: Haliotis rufescens (red abalone)
Lineage: Eukaryota; Metazoa; Mollusca; Gastropoda; Lepetellida; Haliotidae
Product: testis-specific serine/threonine-protein kinase 4-like
Exons: 3
Coding region: 83-1234 (383 amino acids)
Biological process (GO): protein phosphorylation; microtubule cytoskeleton organization; intracellular signal transduction
Cellular component (GO): cytoplasm
Molecular function (GO): tau-protein kinase activity; protein serine/threonine kinase activity; ATP binding
Source: RefSeq, a predicted model, not a curated record